This is a messenger RNA of Astyanax mexicanus (Mexican tetra), 2432 nucleotides long. It is a transcript of the gene tectb, whose product is annotated as tectorin beta. NCBI's taxonomy places the organism in Eukaryota, Metazoa, Chordata, Actinopteri, Characiformes, Acestrorhamphidae. Bases 801 to 1811 code for a protein of 336 amino acids. The record is from RefSeq and is a predicted model, not a curated record. The transcript is spliced from 13 exons. Gene Ontology annotation, cellular component: cell surface.
AGCUUAUGAGCUUCGGUCAGAGCUCAGGGUCAGCCUUGGUACAGCGCCUGUGGAGCUGUUGAUCAACGGCCCAAAAAUGACAACUUCACAGAGCAACAAUAGAAGGAAGUUUGCUAGGAAAGCCAUGGUAUAAGGUGACAGGGGCCAACAGAAGCUGAAUAAGAGCGACCUUGAUGACACUGUAGCCCUUAAAUUCCAUGGCACGACACCAGAGAGGGUGGGAUGCAUUAGAUAACUGCUAAAAGCACGCUAGUGCACCUGUUCCUCUGCCUGACUGAAGGUCAUUAUGUAACAAAGCACGAGUUUGAAAGGAACCCAACCCUGCUCUCCCUUACCUGGGAAACCCCACGUCAUUCCUCAGGGCUUAUAGAUGUGAAUUAAGCAAGGACUUCUGUAGAUGAUGUUUAAUGAAUGGCUUAGAUUAAUGAAGCACCUAUGUGUUGACUUAAUACUAUAUCUUUAUGUUAGCUAUGUAGAACAGAUAUGUUGCCGUUGUUUAAAAAUGCUAAGAAAAUGGUCUUCCCCUGAGACACUGUUAAUUUAAAAGUCAAUGUCUGGCAAGCACAGAAAGCUUUUGUGCUUUGGUCCACAAUGCUAUCACCAAAUGGCCUCGCCAGACUGGCAGACAGAGGAAGAGAGGGGGGUUACUGACUGUCUGCAGAAAUAUAAAACGGCCCCCCUACCGGAAUCGAUGAACUCUACCUGAAACCUGUGCUUAGUUACCACUAAUCGGCCAACCGCACCUAGACCAUGACCAUCUGGUAGAUAACCAAGCAAAACUUCACGAGCCAGCGCUGGACAUGGCAGCUGUUGGCGCUCUUUUCUUUUUGCUCCCAGUUUCUUGGGCCUGCGCUCCUCAGAAAGCUGAUUAUGUUAUGGUUUCCUGUUUUCCAAAUGCAAUCAUUGCGAAUGUUCCUGAGUGCCCGUACGGAUGGGAGAUAGGGCAGUUGUCUCUGGGUGGUGUGUGCUAUUCAGGGAUCAACACUCCUGGCUUCUACCGCUUUACAAUCCCCGACCUCACACCCAAAAACCACUCGUACUGUGGCACCCUGUCUGAGUAUGUUGGAGGCAAAGACCCGAAGUACAUUUUCUACAACUCCAUCGUGUCGAACGAUUCCUCGCUCACAGUGCGGAACCAGCCAGUCAACUACACCUUCAGCUGCACAUACAAAGCGGCUUACCUGGUCAACAACGCGGUCUUCAGCCAAAGAGUGGCAACAGUUUAUGUCAACAACGGGAGUUUAGGUUCUUUUAAGUCUCAGUUGUCUAUGAACGUUUUCACAAAUUCAAAGUUCCUGUAUGCUAAGGAUGCUCCAUAUGUUAUUGAUACAUCAGAAAUUGGCUCAGAGGUUUUUAUUGGUAUUGAAGCAAAAGGACUGAGUAACAGGUUUAAGGUGGUUAUAACAAACUGCUGGGCAACACCUACUCCAUAUUCAACAGACAGGAAGAGGUGGAGCUUGAUUGUCAAUAGCUGCUCCUCAGAUAAUACAGUCACCAUAUUUGAGAAUGCCAAAGACAGUCGCUCCAUGUUCAAGUUUAAUUCGUUCCGCUUUCAGCGCUUAGAGAAGGUGUCCACGGUCUGGCUUCACUGUGAAGUUCAAGUGUGUGAUGGAGAAAAGCUCUUCUGUCAGCCGACUCCAUGCACUUCGAGGAGCACCAAACUGCAAUCUGACCCCAGCGGAGGAAUUUUGACAAUGGAGUUUCAAAUCAGAGCUGAGCAUUCCUCCAGUUAUACACAUCUUGCAGGCACGUUUUUAUGCAUGCUGUGUAUGAUUCUGCUGAAUGCCAUUCUAGGUUAUACCAGUUUGUAAAGGUGGAUGGUUUGGUAAAUUCUCAAAACGCAGUGAAACACACUUGCUGCACAAUGUUACAAAACAAUUAAAUUGCAUUUUUUGUUUGCAAUAUUUAUUGCGAAAUUUAAAAACACAGAAAGUUUUACCAUAAUCCACCAGAAAACACAAGAUAUCAAAGAUCCAACAUGUAAUGAAAUAAUACAAGAAUAGGAGAAACUGUGUGAUAUUGGGCUGAUAUUUGAUUAUGGCAUUUCCUUUUUAUCAUAUUCCAAAAAAGCAUGUCCUGCAAUUUUGAUUAUUGCUCAUGCUUAAACUUUGUACUGUGCAGCCCUCUUACACACACACACACACACACACACAUACACACACACACUCACACAGAACAGCCAUACAAGGGUCUCAGGGAGUGUAACACACAUUCCUCCUCCUAAACACUUGCAUACAUCUUCACUUUGUUUAGCAGUCUUGUACACUUGAAGCAGAUAUGUGAGACUAGUUACAUAGUUAAAAUGCACAAGAGUCGGAAGCAUGACCCUCACUGAUAUCCUGCUCCAGUGGCAAGAAAAUACAUCUUGCUUUGGUUUGAUUAGAAAUAAUGUCUUUAUAAUAUUUGUGUCUUAAUUAAAAAACUACAUCUAA